Molecule: messenger RNA, 648 nt
Organism: Aspergillus melleus
Lineage: Eukaryota; Fungi; Ascomycota; Eurotiomycetes; Eurotiales; Aspergillaceae
Product: GNAT family N-acetyltransferase
Exons: 1
Coding region: 1-648 (215 amino acids)
Source: RefSeq, a predicted model, not a curated record
AUGACUACAACGGCGCUCGUCCCCAUCAACCUUCACGAUCGGAAUCAAUUUGCAGAGCUGCUCGCUCAACGCAUUCAAUGCGGCUGGGAUAAUGACCCCGCGCAUCUCCUGCACUGGCGCAGUAAAAUCGACCAACGACUGAAAUCGCUCUUCUGGAUUACCAUCACACUACCACAGGACGGUAUCUCCGACUCCGGAUCCAGCGACAGCGACAGCGAGCAAGCAAUCCGAGCAGGACACAUAUCCCUCGACUCAUAUUCGGACCUGAACGACCCGCUCCUAGCCAAUUCUGAUCGCUCCGCACUCAUCGUUCAGAAUCUCUUCAUCAAGCCCGAAUACCAGCGUCUCGGGCUGGGCCACAAAGCGAUGGAUUUGCUGGAGGCAUUGGCGCCGACGGAGCCCUACGGUAGUCCCAAUUGCAAGUAUAUCACGUUGUCGACGCUGAGCAAGCGACAUUUCAAGGAGAAGGAUCCGUUGUGGGACGCGGCGAGGGAGAUCUUGCCGCCUGGAUACUUGGAUUUCUGUGUUCCAGAAUGGUAUGAGAGGCGGGGGUAUGUGUUGUGGAAGUCCAUGUGGAGGAAAUAUGAGCCAGCUGGAGAGAAGAGGGAUUUGAAGCUGAUGGUGGAUUUGAUGAGAAAGGGGGUGUAG